AGAUGAUGCAACAAAUUACCUCCUCGUGCUCCUCCUCCGUCUUCCGAGUGCUCGGUUUUCUUUUGCCGUUUGCUUGGCUAGGGUUUCCACGGGCCUCGCCCUUGCUCCUUCUUGCUCGCCGUCAACGUUACCCCGAUCAAUCCAUAGGGCUUCUUCUGUUCUUGGCUGUUUCUUUAGUGGGUUUCCUCGAUUAGGGCGUCGCUCUCCCUCGAAAUGGCGUCUCCUCGGCACUUCCUCUGACCAGUCUUUGGUGGAUUUCUUUGGCUGCUUCUUCGUGGUUCGGUUCCUUCUUUUCGGAACCUAGCUCUUGGCAACGAUUCCAUCCUGGUUCUUACCUUGCGGGCUCGUUCUUCCGCUCCGUUGGUGGAAAUUUGGGAUCUUGGUCUCUCUGGUCCGGAUUUCGCGAACAUUUUCUAUGGAUUACGGUGGUGGAACUUCGUAUACCGGAAGCAAUGCCAUCGCGAUCAUUCCGGACGCGUCUGGGCCUCCCGGCCGCGAUUCCUGGCUCCCAGGAGGGAGUGACCAGCUCCUGUGGGCGACCGAUGAGGAUUACCGUGCUUGGAGCGGAGACGCGUCCGCCGAUGCUGGCUUCAACUCUGCCUACGACGGCCGCCAAUCCCAGUCCCGGGCGGGCAGCGAGCAGCCUCCCGGCAAGAGAUCUCGGAACUCCCAAGGGGACUCUCAGGGUAAUAAUAGGUCCACCAGCUCCAAAGCCAUUGGGAAAAUGUUCUUCAAGACCAAGCUGUGCUGCAAAUUCCGUGCAGGGACUUGCCCAUACAUCACGAACUGUAAUUUUGCUCAUGGGAUUGAGGAGCUCCGCAAGCCGCCUCCAAACUGGCAGGAGAUUGUGGCAGCUCACGAGGAGGGCUCCGAGGCCAGAGAGGAGCGUCAGAUACCAACGAUGAGCUCGUCGAUCGUGAUUGGGGAUUCCGAAAGAUCCUAUAAAGGAAGGCGGUGUAAGAAGUUCUACACGGAAGAGGGGUGCCCAUAUGGGGAUACCUGCACUUUCAUCCAUGAUGAGCAAUCUAAGGCUCGGGAGAGCGUGGCGAUCAGUCUGUCACCCACAGUUGGAGGUAGUGGAUAUGGGGGUGGAGCGAAUGGGUCGACUCAGAAGCCUUCGAACUGGAAGACGAGGAUAUGUAACAAGUGGGAGAUGACGGGGUAUUGCCCAUUUGGCAGCAAGUGCCACUUUGCUCAUGGUGCAGCAGAACUUCACAGAUACGGUGGGGGUCUUAUGGAGACAGAAGGUAGAGAUGUCUCCUCGGCCACUCCAGAUUCAAAGCAAGCAGGGACAUUGACAAAGGCUCCAUCAGAUGCUUCUGUUGCUUCAAGCAUCUCGGUUCCUCAUGCAGAUAUGUAUCAUAUUGGUGUUCCUUCGCAGAGGUCUGCUGGUUCCAUACAGAGGCAGGGACAGAGGUCAGUUGAGAAGUGGAAGGGCCCGGACAAAAUUAGUAAGAUUUAUGGUGACUGGAUUGAUGACAUUGAGUAGAACCUUGAAUGCAGAAGCACCAGGUUACCUACUAAUAGAAUAAUUAGUCGGUUAUCUCCAUUUUAUGCUGUGCCACCUGAGAUAAAGGUUCUGUUCCGAGGUUGUGGAGUACUGAAGGCAGCUAGUGAUGUGCUGCCAUAUGCAGGAAGUGGGGUAUCUAUCGGCAUGGUAAUUAUAAAACCUUGGAAAUCUGAAGACUGUAUUUUGAGGAAGUGUGAUUACUAUAUGCUUCUUUUGCUGGUUUUCAAGAGUAUAUCUACGACUGUUCACCUUGGAGAUUGUGAUUUCAGUAUGCUGCUUCUCAAGAAAGUUUGCGAAAAUUGCAUGACUCUUUCAGCUUCAAGAAUUAGCAUUUCACUAACAAAUGCUUGAUAGUCCUUGAACCUAAAUUUUGGAGCCAAGUUGCUAACUCUCAUCAGCAUCAGUUGGUUCUUGGCUUGCCGCUGUGAUUGAUCCAUAUCAAGUAAACCAGUGUCAGCCAGACAUGACAAAGGUUUCUGGCUGGCUGCAAGAAUGCUUCUGAAGUUUAUUAUAGAACGGAAAUAUUGUACUCAAUAUCUCUGUGCACAUUGGGAGUCUUUCCUCCUACUGUUAACGUACUAAGAUGGCUAAUGAUGUUUGUGCCGGUCAGUUCAUGAACUGAACGUUAGUUUAAUUUAGCAUCCGUUGUUAUUCUAUUA
Messenger RNA from Musa acuminata AAA Group (dessert banana), 2169 nucleotides. Its product is annotated as zinc finger CCCH domain-containing protein 56-like. The coding region runs from base 416 to 1489 and encodes 357 amino acids. Gene Ontology annotation, molecular function: metal ion binding; mRNA binding. The record is from RefSeq and is a predicted model, not a curated record. The transcript is spliced from 2 exons. NCBI's taxonomy places the organism in Eukaryota, Viridiplantae, Streptophyta, Magnoliopsida, Zingiberales, Musaceae.